This is a messenger RNA of Mesocricetus auratus (golden hamster), 713 nucleotides long. RefSeq names its product L antigen family member 3 (gene Lage3). The record is from RefSeq and is a predicted model, not a curated record. Gene Ontology annotation, cellular component: EKC/KEOPS complex. Bases 17 to 496 code for a protein of 159 amino acids. The transcript is spliced from 3 exons. Lineage: Eukaryota; Metazoa; Chordata; Mammalia; Rodentia; Cricetidae.
GCUCCGGGCCGUAGUAAUGGCGGAGGGUGGGUUGGAGGGUGGAGCAGCGGUAGACAUGCCGGCAGCACACAGUUUAGGUCACACUGCAGAUGGCGCCGAUUCUCCGACCAGCUGCUGCUGUCCCGGUGAUGCAGGCAUAGUGUCACUUGUUCCCAGUGGAGCUCACCCUGCUGCACGAGCACCGGAAGUCUCCGGUUCGAGCAAAAGCACCAUUCCUUUAACCCAAAGGCCGGGAAUCCGACAUCAUAGAUUCGCCCUUACAGUGCCUUUCCCAACCUCUUUGGAGGCAGAAAUAGCCUGUGGGUCCCUAGCUCCUGAUGCCGAACCGCACCGAGGACUGUUGGGGAAAGAGCUUAAAGUGAACGGCUGCAUACUGGAGGUACACUGGAUCUCAGAAGACUCUCGACUCCUCCGAAUUUCCAUCAUGAACUUUCUUGACCAGCUUUCCCUAGUGGUGAACACCAUACGGCGAUUUGGGCCCCCAGUUUCUCGUUAAGCCUGGCUGGGAAAAAGGACUCAGGUCUGACCUUUUGUCCAUACUCUCCUAAGCAGUACAAUUUUCUGGAAAAGAUUCUAGAAAUAGUACCUGCUACUUAAAUGUGGGGCCUAAUAUUUUUUGCCUGCUUGGUCCUCAGGCACUUAGGGGCCACUUGUUUAAUCUGGUGUUUAAAUGUUUGUUGCUGAAGAAAAUAAAGCUGUGCUUCUAAUCUGUA